Conger conger (European conger) is the source of this 1243-nucleotide messenger RNA. RefSeq names its product zinc finger protein 511 (gene znf511). The record is from RefSeq and is a predicted model, not a curated record. The coding region runs from base 254 to 1135 and encodes 293 amino acids. The transcript has 6 exons. Lineage: Eukaryota; Metazoa; Chordata; Actinopteri; Anguilliformes; Congridae.
UGUUCACGUUGAACAUUUACAGAUUUACGGAAGCUAAGCAUUUCCUCUUUAGUUUGAACCAUAUUUUAGGACCCGGGGGAAUGUUUGGUAGAGUUGGCGUUUGCCUAGCUUGCUAGCUAGCUACGUUUGUAAACGUUGAAGCGAGUGACAGAACAGAGCACUGGUCACCGAUUGAGAUCAUGUAGCCUGUUUUGUUGUGCUUUUAAUAUCUAAUAAUAUCCGUUUAUUUGAUAAAUAUUUAUUAGCUAAUACUAUGUUGCAACCUGAAUUGCUUCGAUUGUUAAUACAGACUGACUCAGUUGACACUGAUAUUUUGGCGGUUCCAGUUUUGCAAGUCGAUACAAGACCAAAGGAGUCCAAUUUAGAAAAGUUAUCAAGAGUUUGUGGAGAUGACGGAAUCGAUGAAACCAGUUCACCGCUCACCUUCAUGCCUCAACAAAUUCGGCUGAACAAGGAUCAUGAAAUGUUUGAAGAUGGUGACAUACACAGGCAUUUAUACCUGCAAGAUGUUGCGACCACAACACCGGAGGUUUCUGAAACACCAACGGUGUCGGCGUUCCGCUGCCACAUCGCGGGCUGCAGUCAGCUGUUCGACACGCUGGAGGGCUACGAGCACCACUACAGCGCGCUGCACCGGCACGUGUGCUCCGGCUGCCGCAGGUCCUUCCCGUCCGACCGCCUCCUCGACAUCCACAUCCUGGAGUGGCACGACUCCUUCUUCCAGAUCAUGGCCGAGAAGCAGAGCAUGUACCAGUGCUUAGUAGAAGGAUGUGAUUUAAAAUUCAAGACCAGCAAGGAAAGAAGAAACCAUUUGAUCAAAACUCAUCGUUACCCUCCAGACUUCAGGUUCGACCGAUCCAAGAAGACUAAAAGCAGGACGGAGUCCAAGGUUCCGCAGAAGAGCGAGGGGAGCAUGGAGGUUUCCGCGGCGACGCUCCCCGCGGUUAGCGGGCCUGACGCGGGCGAGUCCAUGGAGUUCUGCGCCUCCGGCGAGACGGAGCGGGACUCCCAGAGCGGCGCCGGUCCAGUGCAGGAGGAGCAGCCGAAACCACGCUACUCUCACAAGGUGCCCCACACCAUCUGCUUCGGCCAGGGGUCCACCCGCGGCUUCCGAGGCCGGAGGAAGAGGAAGUAGACGUGAGCGUUUCCUGCAGGUAGACCUGAGCGUUUCCUGCAGGCGAACAUGACCCCAGCACAGUCCCCAUGUCCGACGCUAUGAAGUAUUCUAUUUUCAACAAUAAAA